AUGUCGCCGCCAAACCCUUACGAAGCCGAUCCUCAAAAAAUCCCGCCGUCAGACCCCUACCGUGAGGAGCCCUUGUACGGCCGGUACCUCCCGGAGCCCACCGAUUUCACGCCUGACUCCCAGCACAUCAACUCGACCACCCCAGAUUCUCUUGCAGCUUCAAAGAGGCAGGCGCGUAACGUCUUGAAGGCGCUGUCGACCAUCAACGCGUCCGACUGCGGCGGACGCCCCGGCUACGUCGUGGCCGAUCCCGACCCGGUGGCCAACCGUGGUGUCCUACAGCUUGAGCGGGAGAUCCUGUCGGGUGGCGACGACGAUGUCCCCCAGAGCUCAUGUGUGCUGAUGCACAAUGACUUGUCGCAGUCGAAUCUGAUCGUCGAUCGAGGCAGGAUUCUCGCGGUGGUGGAUUGGGAGAUGGCGGGCUGGUUUAGCUGGGAGAAGGCGAGGGAGGUGCAUCGGCGCAGCCGGAGCCCGUCCGAAAAGUCGUAUGCUCAUCUGAACCUGCCACAGGAGGUUUUGGACGAUAUUUAUUUUUGGAAUGACUUGUACGGGUAG
Molecule: messenger RNA, 555 nt
Organism: Cordyceps fumosorosea ARSEF 2679
Lineage: Eukaryota; Fungi; Ascomycota; Sordariomycetes; Hypocreales; Cordycipitaceae
Product: Protein kinase-like domain protein
Exons: 2
Coding region: 1-555 (184 amino acids)
Source: RefSeq, a predicted model, not a curated record